Messenger RNA from Musca vetustissima, 1191 nucleotides. RefSeq names its product proteasomal ubiquitin receptor ADRM1 homolog (gene Rpn13). The record is from RefSeq and is a predicted model, not a curated record. Gene Ontology annotation, molecular function: endopeptidase activator activity; proteasome binding; ubiquitin binding. Gene Ontology annotation, biological process: ubiquitin-dependent protein catabolic process. NCBI's taxonomy places the organism in Eukaryota, Metazoa, Arthropoda, Insecta, Diptera, Muscidae. Bases 1 to 1191 code for a protein of 396 amino acids. Gene Ontology annotation, cellular component: nucleus; proteasome regulatory particle, lid subcomplex; cytoplasm. The transcript has 3 exons.
AUGUUUGGUCGUCAAAGUCUUGGAAGUGGUUCGUCCAAUGGUUCAAAUCUGGUUGAGUUUCGUGCCGGAAGAAUGAAUUUAAUUGGUAAAAUGGUGCAUCCCGAUACACGCAAAGGUUUGGUGUAUUUAACACAAAGUGAAGAUGGUUUAAUGCAUUUCUGCUGGAAGGAUCGUACCACAGGAAAGGUCGAAGAUGAUUUAAUUGUAUUCCCCGAUGAUUUUGAAUUCAAACGCGUCGAACAAUGCAAAACCGGUCGUGUGUAUGUCUUGAAAUUCAAGUCCAGCUCUAGGCGCAUGUUCUUCUGGAUGCAGGAACCCAAAACUGAUAAGGAUGAGGAGCAUUGCCGUCGUGUCAAUGAAUUGAUGAAUAAUCCACCAUCGGCUUCGCGUGGUGGUGGCCAAGAUGGUGGUGAUUUGCAGUAUAUGCUGAACAAUAUGUCGCAACAACAGUUGAUGCAAUUGUUUGGUGGUGUUGGUCAAAUGGGUGGUCUGAGUUCUUUACUGGGUUCCAUGAACACUCGUACACCAUCAUCAAAUCGCAAUAGCAGCUCCAGUGCCGCUGGUCUUGUUACACCCGAGAACUCUUCGGCUCCCCGCACUCCCUCAGCCCCCAAAGCUAAAGGCAACAAGAGCAGCAGCUCUGGCACAGGCAGCACCUCGGAUGGUGGUGCCGCCACUGGUGGUAAGAAAUCUUCAAAUUCUGCUGUAACACCCACCAAUGCAUUCCAAUCCUUCUUAUCAAAUCUUUCACCCGAAGCUGGCGCUGGUCGUUCCCUUAACAUUGAUCUAACAUCGGCUUUGGCUGGUUCUGAGGCCAUCAAUGAAUUGAUAUCGGAUCCGGAACGUGUCAACACCUUGUCGGUUCACCUGCCCGAAUCUGAGGAUGCUGAUGAGAAUAAGAAGCAGCAAAUUAAAGACACAAUUGCCUCACCACAAUUCCAGCAAGCAUUGUCGUUGUUUUCCAAUGCCUUGCAAUCGGCUCAGCUGGGUCCCGUUGUGUCACAGUUUGAAUUGACACCCGAGGCUGUGGCUGCAGCAUAUUCUGGCAAUUUGGAAGAUUUUGUAAAAGCUUUGGAAAAAGCCCUGCCCGCCGGUGCCACAAUGUCUUCGCCCACCAGUUCCAAGGGCAAGGAGGCGGCAGAGGUUAAGAAAGACGAACCCGCAGAUCAAGCAGCUGAGAAAAAAGAAUAG